GUUACAUGUACAGAACAGACUUUCAAUAGCAGAUUUCAGGAAGUAUUUGCACAAGGUUUCUUGCCAAGUCAUACUCUCGCCAGUGGAAUUAUUACCUGCAGAUAUUGGAUCCAAGCAAAGACUGAGAAGCUAUAAUGGCCAACAGACGUGAGCGAGCAAAUUCAACAAGUGGCGAAACUCUCUACAGGAUUCUACAUUUGCCAAGAAAAUCUACGCCAGAAGAGGUUAAAGCAGCAUACAGAAAGCUGGCACUAAGAUAUCACCCAGAUAAAAAUCUGGAUGACCCUACGGCUGCUGAACUGUUCAAAGAAAUAAACAGAGCCAAUACCAUACUCUCUGAUGAAAAGAAGAAGCGUAUCUAUGACUCAUAUGGCUCAGUCGGGCUGCAAAUGGCCUCAAUGCUUGGGGAGGACGGGGAAAACAUCCUCGCCUCAAAGAAUAACUGCUGCAUAAAGUUUCUGGCCUAUUUCUGUACGAUCAUCACUUGCUGUUGCUGCUGUUUGUGUUGUUGUUUCUGCUGUGGCAAGUGUUUACCAAAGGCUGAUCAAACCAAUGAGAGCUCUGGAGACAUUCCCACAGAUGAAUCAAAUCCUAUCUUGGAUCAGCCAUACACCAUAUAUAGUGAAAACAGUCCAUUAAACCAGGAGUGUGAUAGCAGCUACAACGCAGUUAAAUAAGGAGAAAUGAGACAUUUGCUAUCGGUGGAUAUUACAGCCCAGGUCAACUUAUUGAAGACUUAGUAGAACUUUCGAAAUAAGUCAUUAUUUUCAAAUGUUUACGGCACAGAAGGGAGUUUAAUCACUGCGCAUUCUAUUUGCCUUUCUGUUUAAUACUGAAUUAUAUGUGAAAAGGUAUAAACAUACUCCCUCUGCCAAGUAAACUUUGUACUUUCACCUUCCUUGAAGAAACAAAACACGAGCAAAAUUCAGGAAAAGUAAAUCUGUGGGAAUUUCCUUCCCAAUUCCUCAGGUUAAUCAAACAAAUUCCAAGGGAUAUGAUUAAACAUGCUGCACCGUUAAAAAAAACCUCCUUAAUUCUCCCAAAAUAUCACCUAAAACCUACAGCACAAAAACAAGCCAUUUGACUCAAUUGAUCUAUGCCAGCAUUAAUGGUCAAUAUGAACUACCUUCCAUUCCAAUAGCCUCUUCCCAAUCUGGCCAUAUCAAUAUACUCCAGCAUCUCUCAUGUACACAUUAAGCUUCAUGCAUCAAUGUUCUCUGUCUUAUCCACUCCACCAGAUAGGGAGUUGGACGUUCUCACCAUUCCCCCUAUAGAAAAGAGAGAAAAUAUAAAGUUGUUAGGUGGUAAUCUACUUAAGCUUGAAUGGAUUUUUUUAAAAAAUGGCAAUAGAUGAUGUUAUGUCUCAUUUCCCCUAAAAGUGACAGAGCCAAUAUAGGUUCAUGAUCCGCAUCCCUUUUCCGUCAGUCAAUCAAUCCCAAACUCAAUUAUUGUUCUCAUGAGUGUAGCAUCAAAGAACAAUGAAGGUCUCGGGUUGGAGAAGGUCAUCAGAAUGCUCCCAAGUGUCACGCACUUCCCAUAGCACAUUAUCCUUCCUACCCUUCAACCCAUGUGCCAAAAAUGUGCCACUACCCCUUUGAAAUUUGUAACAUUCCCCAUUUGCAGUACUCCCUGGCAGACCCUCAGCCCAUGCACCUGGCCUGAGAUUGCUCUGCACUGUACCUGAUUGUAAGAGUGUAACGCUUUGAGUAAAUGAAUCUUCCUCUGCAUUGUGAAACUAAGGACAUUCUUAAAAACAGAAAACCCUGUGAAUAUUUAGGAACUGUGGGAAAUAAAUAAUUAAAUAAUAGCAUCUUUUGUACAAUUUGUAGCCAUCAAAAUAUUUGGCACUGAUUCUGUAGACUGGGGUCUUGAAGCAAUGCAGCCCCAAAUAGGAUUUAAUAAAUAAAAUCUGCUGAGUAAAAUAUUGAAAAUGACAA
Hemiscyllium ocellatum (epaulette shark) is the source of this 1937-nucleotide messenger RNA. Its product is annotated as dnaJ homolog subfamily C member 5-like. The record is from RefSeq and is a predicted model, not a curated record. Lineage: Eukaryota; Metazoa; Chordata; Chondrichthyes; Orectolobiformes; Hemiscylliidae. Bases 135 to 677 code for a protein of 180 amino acids. The transcript is spliced from 5 exons.